This is a messenger RNA of Biomphalaria glabrata, 1167 nucleotides long. Its product is annotated as mitogen-activated protein kinase kinase kinase 13-like. The record is from RefSeq and is a predicted model, not a curated record. Bases 1 to 1167 code for a protein of 388 amino acids. Lineage: Eukaryota; Metazoa; Mollusca; Gastropoda; Planorbidae. The transcript is spliced from 8 exons.
AUGGGCUCUGAACUGUCAUAUCAAUGGACCAGGAGUGCAAAGCCCAGAAAUAGACCAUCAUUUAGACAAAUUCUCAUGCACCUUGAGAUUGCCUCUGCUGAAUUACUUCGAUUCAGUCGGGAGGACUUUUCUGAAUCUCAAGAAAUUUGGAGGAAAGAGAUUUGUGAAAAUUUCCAAAAAAUGAAAGCUGAAGGUUCCAACUUACUCCAGCUGGAAGAAGAGCUUAUAAAAAGAAGAAUUAAGGAUGUCAGAGAGCAUUAUGAAAGCAAGUUGAACAAUUUGUAUAUAGAAUUAACGGCUUGUAUGCUGCAACUGGAAAAGAGGGAACGGGAGCUCAUCAAGCCAGACUCUAUGAAAAACACAGAAGGGAGCAUGACAACUAGCUCUGAGCUGGUACCACCGUCUCCUAUGAAAUUGGCAUCACUGGACACCCAAACAUCAGACAAACUUAACCCUGCAGGGCUUCAUCCUACUGACCAUGCACCCUAUUCUGGGACAUUUAAAUUUUUGGGACCUGCCACUGCAAUCGGGGAGUAUCGAAGUGAAGAUGAAGCUGAUGGCCAAGAGACAAGGUUAACUCAUAUGGAAAACAACAUGAAGAAACGUCAGGAGUGUUGUAGCAGAAACUCAUCCACUUCUGCCACCAGGCACUUGCCAAUCUCAAAACACUCACCUGUAAGUAAACACUUACCAGCAUCAAAACAGAACUCUUCAUCCUAUCAAGACAAUAACAUUAAUGAUGUCUGCUUUGGCUGUGAUGGUGGCUGCGGUGAUGCUACUUGUAGCAGAAAUGCUCAUCCCAGAGGAUACAAUACACUAGGAAAUUUAGAGUCCAACUGUUUCCAAAGUGGAAUAGAAAAAAGAAAUGAGUCACCAGAGAAGACCAAUGCUCCGAAGAAGUUUAGAAAUACAAAGCACUCUGAAGAUUCAUGCUCAGAAGAAGUAGGAGACGUUAGUGAGGAUGAUGAAUCAAGUAGCCACCCUCCCUGUUGCCAAUCUCUCUCAACUCUCAGUUCUGAAGGUGUGUUGUCUGAGGAGGACAUGACUAGCAAUCGCUCUGGUCAUCAAGAUGGCAGUGGCGAUAAUGGCUUGUUGUCUACGGGUAGUGCAGAAAAUUUACAAGCAGAGUUGACAAAGUUUACAAAUAUACCUGAUGGGUUGUCAUAG